Chlamydomonas reinhardtii is the source of this 2064-nucleotide messenger RNA. RefSeq lists its product as uncharacterized. Lineage: Eukaryota; Viridiplantae; Chlorophyta; Chlorophyceae; Chlamydomonadales; Chlamydomonadaceae. Gene Ontology annotation, biological process: transport. The record is from RefSeq and is a predicted model, not a curated record. Gene Ontology annotation, cellular component: Golgi apparatus; membrane. The transcript is spliced from 3 exons. Bases 85 to 1368 code for a protein of 427 amino acids.
CUUUAUCAAUUGGAUAGCUCAACUCACACUCAAAACUCUCACCUGGCCACAGUUUUCGAAUACCUGUUGCCUCAAGGAUCGCAAAUGGCGCGGUCGCUGGGCCUGUUGCUCCUUCUGGUGCUUGCGCUAGGGGCGCACGCCAAAAUCCACCACAGUGUAGUCGAUAAGGAUGACCGACCGCUGAUUCCCCUGACGGAAGCCUUCGGCUUCGCGGAGGGCGGCAAGUUGGACAUCACCAUUCGGGAUAUUGGGCUCUAUCGCCUGCACGGGAGCCAGGAGGACGUUAGCAACUGGGAGAACUUUGGCUUCUUCCUAUCACCAGUGGAGGCGGACGCAGCGCUCGAGCAGGACCUCACCGACUCGAGCAAAUGCAUUCUGAACGACGUGAACAACCUGUUCACGUUCAAGGACUCGUCAGUCCAGAAUGUCAUCCUGGGCAAGCUGGAGAGCUUUACCUUCCACUUCGUCGUGCAGAAUGGCGGACUCUUUUACCUGUAUUUCGCCAACUGCGAGGUGGACACCCCCAUCUCCUUUAGCUCCGUGAUUGAGAUGUACAACGUGGACACCUACGGACGCAAAGACUACCUGUCCGUGGGUGACACCAGCCUGGACGCGGUCUACUGGGCCAUGUUUGCGCUGUUCACGCUGUGCACGGUCGCCUGGGUCGUCUACUGCUACCGCAACAAGAGCCUGGUUCACAAGAUCCACUACCUCAUGUUCGGGCUGGGCGUGUUCAAGGCGCUCACGCUGCUUUCCCAGGCCCUCAUGGUCUUCUACAUCGAGCGCACCGGCUCCGCCGACGGAUGGAACAUCGCCUACUACGUGUUCACCUUCUUCCGCGGCGUGCUGUUCUUCACGGUGAUUGUGCUGAUCGGCACGGGCUGGAGCUACAUGAAGCCGUUCCUGGGCGAGAAGGAGGCGCGCAUCAUCAUGAUCGUCAUCCCGCUGCAGGUGUUUGCCAACAUCGCCAUCGUGAUCACGGACGAGGAGAGCCCCAGCGUCAAGGACUGGUUCACCUGGCGCGACGUGUUCCACCUGGUGGACAUCAUCUGCUGCUGCGCCAUCCUGUUCCCCAUCGUCUGGUCCAUCAAGCACCUGCGCGAGGCCAGCCAGACCGACGGCAAGGCCGCGCGCAACCUGGAGAAGCUGACGCUGUUCCGCCAGUUCUACGUCAUGGUGGUGGUGUACAUCUACGUCACGCGCAUCGUGGUGUACCUGCUGCGCAGCACCAUGCAGUACGAGUACAGCUGGGUGGCGGCCAUGGUGGAGGAGCUGGUCACGCUGGCCUUCUACGUGUGGACGGCCGUCAAAUUCCGACCCAACAACGAGAACCCCUACCUCAAGCUGCAGCAGGAGAUCGAGCUGUAGAGCGGCUUUUGGUUUGGUGGCAGUGUUAGGACAAUGCCCCUGCGUUGUGUGUGGGAUUGUGCAUGUGCAUGUGCCGCGGGGCGGCAGCUACUGCUGGAGCCAGGGCUGAGGCGGAGGGGCGGAGCGGAGGGGCUGCAGAGGAAGGGAGCUGCUGGGCGCCAGCGCUGCGCUGCUCAGCGCUUUUUGUGUUCACAGGACUUGCAGCGUUCAUGGAUGUUUUUGCGCAGGGGAGGCGGGCCUGGCCGCAAUGCGACGCGACGCGGUGGUAGGGUUCAUUCUUCAGGCGGCUGGGCCACGCGAGAGGAUUAGGUGCUAGCAGCCGAGGCGUAUGAUUGGACUCGGCGCAUGGAUUGAUCGGACUGCUGCAGCUACGGGACUGGUGGCACGACUCUAUAGGAUGCAAUGAAGCUGGCUUGGCAUGGAUUGAUGGAAAGGACUCGAAAGGAGAGAGGGUGAAGCGGCGGCACGGACAGUUACAGCGGGUAACGCGAGUUGCGCGGCGCCAUCAGGGCGCAUGUGCCUGGUGGAAUCUUUAACGAAUGAGAGAAUGUUGUUGUCAUGCUGCGGGUCAUUGGAAUAAGACACAUCCCACCGCACAUAGCUGCAUAGCUAGCCCUAAGUUGUGCGGUACGGAGUCAUGACGUUACGUCGACAGACACACGGAGCCCGCUCCGGCUUCUGUAACCUACCGCCGCG